Molecule: messenger RNA, 2093 nt
Organism: Cyprinus carpio (common carp)
Lineage: Eukaryota; Metazoa; Chordata; Actinopteri; Cypriniformes; Cyprinidae
Product: fumarylacetoacetate hydrolase domain containing 2A
Molecular function (GO): hydro-lyase activity
Source: RefSeq, a predicted model, not a curated record
GGUCGUCGAGUCACAUGACAGCGACGACAGAGAGUGCGAAGUGUCUCGUAUCAAAGUACAAAGAUUGUGUCAAUUUACUCGGAUAACAGUGAGAUGUUGCCUCGUGUGACACGUUAAACCUCAGACAGAUCAUUUUUGUAAUCUUUGUUUGAUUUUUUUUGUACUGUGCAUGAUCAAACCUGCUGUUCUUUGCAUCAAGAUCAGAUGAGAUUUCAGCUCAGUUUGAGGAGACUCAAUGCCGUAUUCUCUGCAGGCACCGUCAGAGGCACCGCAAGCUCAGCCGCUAUGAGACUCGUCCAGUUCUGCCACAGAGGCGGCGAGGGGGGCGUCAGAGUCGGGGUGGAGCAGGCAGAAGGUCAGGGGGUCAUUGAUCUGAAAGCCUUCGACCCCUCCAUGCCUUCCACUAUGAGACAGUUCCUAGAAAUGGGGCAAGAGGGAAUGGACUGUGCUAAGAGGGCUUUGUCCAGUGGUCAGCAUAUGGUAGCGUGGUCAGAUAUCAGACUGCUGUCUCCAGUGACCGGCCCAGAGAAGGUGGUGUGUGUUGGUAUGAAUUAUAAAGACCACUGCCUAGAGCAAAAUGCCCCCAUUCCUGAAGAGCCCAUCAUAUUCAGCAAGUUCCCCUCCAGCAUCACUGGCCCUUCUGAUGAUAUCCUUCUGCCAGAGGAGAGUCAGGAAGUGGAUUGGGAGGUGGAACUUGCCUUUGUGAUUGGACGGAAAGGGAAGCACAUUAAGGAAGACGAGGCUCUUUCCUAUGUUGCAGGUUUCACUGUAGCGAAUGACGUGAGUGCUCGGGAUUGGCAGAUGAAGCGCAAUGGAAAGCAGUGGUUGCUGGGAAAAACAUUUGACACGUUUUGUCCACUCGGGCCAGCACUGGUUAGCACUGCAGCACUCAAAGAUGUUCAUAACCUGGGUAUCCGCUGUCUGGUGAAUGGGGCCACAGUUCAGGACAGUAACACCAAUCAGAUGAUCUUUAGAACCGAGAAGCUGAUCGCCUGGGUUUCACAGUUUGUGACUCUUUGUCCUGGUGAUGUGUUUUUGACUGGAACGCCUCCAGGUGUGGGGGUGUUCAGAAAUCCACCUGUGUAUUUAAAGAGGGGAGAUGUUGUGGAGUGUCAGAUUGAUGAGAUCGGGUCGAUACGGAACACAGUCAUGUAACACGAAGAGCCUACAUUGAUUGAAGUGCCACUACUGCAUUUAUAAUUAUUUCAUAUCGACAUCAUAAAACAUGGAUUAUUUUUUAACUGAAGAAAAUAAAAGAAACAUUAUGCUCUGGGCCAAUUAAAAAAAAAAAAAAAAAAAAAAAAAAAAAAUGCAGCCUUUUAUUCUCAUUAUCACUGUGUUUUUCACCAUUUAGUUUCAAACUGGGGUUUUCAUGCCCAGGGUUCCAGUAGAGGGCAUUACUGACCUGUGUAUGUUAGCUUUCAUUAUUUCUUGUCCAUUUUAUCUAUUCUCAGCUUCAGAUAAAUAGGUAUGGUUCCCAGAAACAAAUGUAUUUUUUUGCUAAAUUACACUGUCCUUCAAAAUAAGGUGACUAUUCAAUAAGCAGGAUUCGGAUUCUUAUAUUUGGAAAAAUCAUUCAAAUGAAUAAAAAUCAUAAAAAAAGUCUUAAAGUUGGUCAAAAGGUAUGAGUUUAAUACUAAACUUAAUACAAUAAAAGCAGGAACUGUAGCCUUUUUUCAAAGUAUCUUAAAGUUGUGAUAAACAACUAGCGACAGAUGUUUUCUAUCAUACUGUGACAUACAUAAAUAUGUAACAGAUCCAUUGGAAGAUCCAUAAAAGUCGGAUCCAUUGGUCAUUGAUUGGAUCAGUGAGCACCAUUUAAAAACUAAUGUAAGGUAAGCUUUCAGUCAAAUGCAAGAAAAGGGCAGGAAGUAAGCAGACUAAAUGAUUGGAGAUGUCUGGCGUAUAUCACCAGAGAGAAGUCUGGAGGAUCGAGUGAAAUGAAGAUAAAAAAACAUGGAUGAAUCAGUCACAAGAUCUAUAAGAUGUGUUCACAAAAUAGAUAUGGCGAAUUUCCAUUUCAUGCCAACUUUAAAACAAAGUGAUUUUUAAAGCAAAGUGUUAAUCAAUAAAUCCCUGAGUUCAGCAGCCAA